This is a messenger RNA of Cataglyphis hispanica, 4399 nucleotides long. Its product is annotated as transmembrane channel-like protein. Gene Ontology annotation, molecular function: mechanosensitive monoatomic ion channel activity. The coding region runs from base 712 to 4317 and encodes 1201 amino acids. Gene Ontology annotation, cellular component: plasma membrane. The transcript is spliced from 18 exons. The record is from RefSeq and is a predicted model, not a curated record. Lineage: Eukaryota; Metazoa; Arthropoda; Insecta; Hymenoptera; Formicidae.
AUAUAUAUAUAUAUAUAUAUAUAUAUAUAUAUAUCUAGUGCGAUAUCGCGCGCGAUCAAAAUUAAUAUAGUAUUUAUUUCAAAAAUUAAAAAAAUAUUUUGAGUAAAUCAUACAAAUGCGAUCAUGAUAAUAUUCUAUUAUGAAUUUCUGAAUGUGUACGGUUAUCUCACUGUCUGCCUUUCAUUGGCCUUGUCCUUAGCUUUACUGAAUAAUAUCUGCACACAAACGUGAUAUGAUCUAAUAUAUUCUCAGAACAAUAAUGCGUCAAAUUUGCGUGCGAGCGGAAGAAAUGCUUAUUAAUACGACAAAGAAGAAUGCGUGUUUUUAACGGCUUUUAGCAUGCAUACGUUAAAUGACACAACUGUUCAUUAUACGAAUGGUUAUUCAACCUCCAGCUAACAGUACAUCAGGAGAUUGUCGCGAGUGCCGGAUCGGAUCAUCCCCGAUCAAUGUUAAAUCGAGUGACGGGUGCUGUUUCCGCACAUUUUAUUUUAUCUCUCGCUAUACAUAUGUUAAUUGACAUAGAUAUUAAUCCAAUUUGUUGAUGUAUUUUGCGCGAUCUAAAACUGAUGUUCUCGAUGAAAACUGAUCAAAAGGGAGAGAAAGAGUUUUAAGCUAGAUUUGAUUUUUUUAAUAACCGUUUUUUUAAAUUUAUAUAUAUAAAUAAUACAGAUAUUACAUUCAUCUGUGCAAAUCGACUCGGCCCCCUCGAUGGACCAAAAGACGAUAACUUCCGGUAUUCUGAGACUAGAUAAAACGUCUCUGCGCUCUUCCGAGCUUGGAGCAGCAUCUUCAGCGGCUAUGCAGGUGGGUCCGUCAUCCCCGUCGCAGUCGCAAUCGUCGGCCAGUCGACAGUCGGUUACCUUUGGUACCGUCGAGUGUCAGCGCGACGAAAAUUACGCGGAGGAAAAUUCGCGGACUGUCGCGGACGCGAGAUCCCGCGACGACAUGCAACGCAUCUCCGUCGCCGCUAUAUCCACUCGAGCGAAUCCCGCGGGUGAGACUUCGCAGAAUCUGGCACAAUCGACGGAAAAGUUGACGGAGAAGUCGACCGUAAUCGACGAGGGAAAUGACAGCGAGGAAGAUUAUUCGGCCUCGGUCUGCGCGAUCAUGCAUCGGCGAAAUUCAGUGCGACGACAAAGCCGGAGAAAGAGACGCCCGUCCUCUCCCUUUGGCGUCGACGUCGACGCGCGUCGUCGAUCCUCGGCUUACACCACGAGCUCCGGAGACACGGUGAUCUCGAUGGAGGAGAGCGGUAACCAGGAGCAGAUCUUUGAAAAUCUCAAGCUGCACAAGGAAGUCUUGGGCGGCGUGAAGCAACAGCCUUGGCCCCUCCGACGUAAGAUCAGGCUCGUACGACAGGCUAAGGCCUACGUUAGACGACACGAAGGCGUCCUUCAGGAAAGACUCGCUCAAAGACGGAGUACCAAAGAUGUCAUAGCUCGCGUUUCGCUCUUCGUGACUCAGAAAUGGCAGUACUUCCGACGCGAGCUCAUCAAUCUGCGAACGUGGCUCGUACCCUGGGAGAUCCGUAUCAUGGAGAUAGAGUCUCAUUUCGGAUCCGCCGUCGCCUCUUACUUCACUUUUCUGCGCUGGCUCUUCUGGAUCAACCUCGUCAUCGCGGGAACCCUUACGGCAUUCGUCGCGAUACCCGAGGUGUUGACCGCGAAUGCGACGCUCGCCGGUGAAAGAAAAAUUAUGCUGAAGGAGGAGAGCGUCAAGUCUAAGCAUCUGCUGACCCUGUGGGAAUUCGAGGGCGCGCUGAAAUAUUCCCCGUUCUUCUACGGAUGGUACACCAAUCAAGAUUCCAACAGCAAUUAUCGACUACCCAUGGCGUACUUCGUCACUAAUCUGGUCGUAUACACGUACAGCUUCGUCGCGAUCCUCCGCAAAAUGGCGGAAAAUUCUCGUCUGAGCAAACUGACCGAGAAGGAGGACGAGUACGUUUUUUCGUGGAAACUCUUCACAGGAUGGGACUUUAUGAUCGGUAAUCCGGAGACCGCGCACAAUCGUACAGCAAGCAUCGUGUUAGGCUUCAAGGAGGUCUUAUUGGAGGAAGCGGAAAAGCAAAAGGAUAACAGAAACUGGAAGAUCAUUUUGAUGAGAAUAUUCGUGAACGUUGCGGUGCUAUCUUUACUCACGUUAUCAGCGUACGCCGUGAUCGAGGUUGUCGGACGAAGCACGACGGAGAUCGAUUCGCAGAACUGGUGGCGACAGAACGAGAUCACGAUCGUCAUGUCAUUGAUCACGAGUCUCUUCCCGAUAUUCUUCGAGAUCCUCGGCUUCCUUGAGAGCUACCAUCCCAGGAAGCAGCUCCGGAUGCAACUGGCGCGGAUAAUGGUCUUGAAUUUGUUAAAUCUCUACUCGCUGAUAUUCGCAUUGUUUCGUAAAGUAAACUCCAUGGAACACGAUCUUUCCGAUCUCAAGCCGAUAAACACGAGUUGCGUGUAUAAAUUGGUGGCGUGCGGUGACGAGCUGACGCAUAUGCAGCAAAUCACGACAUUGGCGUCUUUGGGUCUCGUUUUAAUAAGCAACAUCACUCAUUCCCAUGUCAAGAGAGAAAUUACAGAGCCAACGCCACCAUCCAUUAGACAAGAAACGUUCUUCCUUAAUCCCUUGCUGGAUUUCAACGACACAUACGAUUAUUCGAACUUUGAUUACGACAAUUAUGUGUACGGAACUUCGAAUAGCAGCGAUGAAUCUCAGAUCACAUCUUAUGAAGAACAAAAUAAUCGAAGCAUAGAGGAUGGCGGAACAUAUGGCUACGACACCAGUUCAACUGUAAUCGCCAAUUUUCUCACUGAUUCGACAGUCGAAGAUUUUUAUACAAAUUCUACUUGGUCUCAGGAUGAAACCGCGACGUCGACAAUCAUCGAAACGAGCACGAUGGAAGAUUCAUCAACGAUUACAAAUGAUUAUACCGAAAAAACAAUAAUUACUUCAUCGCCUCCAGACGACGAGGUGUCAUCUGCUGGAAAAUUUUCAUCUGCAAUAGAAGUCACACUUAGAACAGUUACAACGAUUAGCUCGGAAAGAGAACGUACGGAUCCUCUCUGGAGAGAAAAUUAUACGGUAAAAUGCUUCGAGAAAAACUGUACUACUACGUCGCCAAAGAAUUUAGCCAUGUCCUUGGAACAAUUAAAUCCAAAGACCCGCAGAAAGCUGCGUCGCUUAUGUUGGGAAACCAUGUUCGGCCAGGAACUCGCUAAGCUCACCGUCAUGGACUUGAUCCUCACCGUAUUAAGUACUCUCAGUAUGGAUUUUUUCCGCGCCGUUUUCGUGCGUUACAUGAACAAUUGUUGGUGCUGGGAUCUGGAGAAACAAUUUCCGCAAUAUGGCGACUUCAAGAUCGCCGAAAACAUACUUCACCUUGUGUACAAUCAAGGCAUGGUUUGGAUGGGCAUGUUCUUCAGUCCCGGUCUAACGGUGCUGAAUCUUCUCAAACUGGGCAUCCUGAUGUAUCUACGUUCCUGGGCGGUUCUCACGUGCAACGUGCCGCACGAGGUGGUUUUCCGAGCUUCCAGAUCCAACAAUUUCUACUUUGCGCUUUUACUGACCAUGCUGUUUUUGUGCGUGUUGCCAGUCGGUUACGCAAUAGUCUGGGUCGAGCCUUCCUGGCAUUGUGGUCCAUUCUCCGGUUAUUCAAAGAUUUAUAAUUUAGUGACGCAGACCUUGAUAAAUUCGCUUCCGCAAGUGAUUCAACGGUGUCUCGACUACGUCGCAUCACCUGGUAUAAUAAUACCACUGAUUGUCUUGAUGACAUUAAUUAUUUAUUACAUGGCGUCCCUCGCUGGAUCUUUGCGAGAAGCGAAUAACGAUCUAAGGAUGCAACUGAGACACGAGCGGACGGAAGAGCGUCGUAAAUUGUUCAAAAUAGCUGAAAAGAGACAGAAUGUGGCCGACGUCCCGCUAUCGAGAUGGAAAAAGAUUCUUCCGGCGUUGCCGCAGGCCCGAACGGAAUUGUCUCGAAAUUCGGAGAUAACACGAAGGGACGAUAUGCAAGUCGUUAUCGGGAACUCGAGCGAUACGAUGGAAGGUAAGGGACUGACGAACAACGAUACCGAAGAAGAUUCGUCGCGUCGUGAACAGAUAUCGUCCAACUGUAACAACGAGAAACGAACUCGAGGGGAAAAUGAUUCGGGACUAAAUGGUACAUCUUCCAACAGAAGGCCGAUAAACUUGGUCGGACAAUCUUGGGACUCGCAGUCAAGUGAACAGAGUGUUAUACCGGAAAUCCAAUUAAACGAUGAGGAAAGACCUCACGAAUCUGUGGAGUUCAAUAACGAGUCUAAAAAUCGCGAUCGAGAGAAAAACUAGUGAAUUGAAUACAAAUAAAAAAAUGUGAAUAAUCGCGAACUUUUUUUUCACCGUUAUAAUUAACAAAAAUCUAAUUUUCAGA